GGCUUUUUUUUUUGUUUCCAAAAUUAGCCAUUUUUAUGCAGCCGUGAAGCUCGUUGGACCACCAAGAUCAAUGGCGUCUGCAACCACUCUUUUGUUCCACCACGGUUCCACUCGAGUCCUCGUAGCUCGUAGACGGUGUCAAGCCUCUGUCCUUAAACCUUGCGGACUAAAGCCCUUGAUUUCCUUCCGCAGCUUACCUAGCUCCACUGUGCCGUUCCGGCGUUCGUUGAGGCUGAAAUCCGAUGGAUUGGCUCGGGCCUAUGUUACUGGAGCGCCGCCUAUCGUGGACGAACCUGACCCAAAGAUUGAAGAAUCCAAAUCUGAGGCUGAAUCGAAGGAUUUAAUCAGUUGGGGGCUUGUGUGGAGCUUGAUGAGCAAACACAAGCUCAGGCUCAGUGUUUGCUUAUUGACUCUCCUUGGCUGCAGUACUUGCACUCUCUCUAUGCCUGUUUUUUCUGGUAGAUUCUUUGAAGUGCUGAUUGGGGUGAGACCAGAGCCUCUGUGGCGGCUGCUGAGCAAAAUUGCUGUUUUGUACUCGUUGGAACCCAUCUUUACUAUUGCUUUUGUGACCAACAUGACUGCUAUUUGGGAAAACGUUAUGGCAACAUUAAGAGCUCAGAUUUUCAGAAGGGUUUUGAUUCAAAAGGCAGAGUUUUUCGAUAAAUAUAAGGUAGGAGAGCUUACAGGGCUGCUCACGUCUGAUCUUGGUGCUCUAAAUAGCAUUGUGAAUGAUAACAUCUCACGAGAUCGUGGAUUUAGGGCAUUUACAGAGGUUUUUGGAACAAUCUGCAUUCUAUUUACUCUAUCUCCUCAACUUGCACCUGUGCUUGGUCUAUUGAUGCUAGCUGUGUCAGUUUUAGUUGCUGUGUACAAGAGAUCGACUGUUCCUGUUUAUAAAUCACAUGGAUUAGCUCAAGCAACAAUGUCUGAUUGUGUAUCAGAAACGUUCUCUGCAAUCCGAACUGUAAGAUCAUUCAGCGGUGAAAAACGUCAGAUGUCUCUCUUCGGUAGUCAGAUUCUUGCUUACAAGCUUAGCGGCUUAAAGCUUGGUACUUUCAAGUCUAUAAAUGAAUCUAUAACAAGGGUUGCUGUUUAUAUUUCUCUGUUGGCUCUUUACUGUCUUGGGGGAAGCAAGGUGAAGACGGGUGAGCUCGCUGUUGGAACAGUUGUUUCGUUCAUUGGAUACACAUUUACUUUAACAUUUGCUGUCCAAGGGCUUGUAAACACGUUUGGAGAUCUACGUGGGACUUUUGCUGCUAUUGACAGGAUCAAUUCCAUUUUAAACGCGGUAGACAUAGAUGAGGCUCUUGCCUACGGGUUAGAAAGAGAUAUACAUACAAAGAAAGUCCAAGAUGAAAACCUUAAAUUAUUCUUGUCUGCUGGCCCUAAUGUGAAUAUCCUUCACCUCGAUAACUACUACAUGUCAAAUUUGAAAUCAACUAACAAUCUACGUACCCUAACAUGGGCAGGAGAUGUGUGUCUUGAUGAUGUGCAUUUUGCUUAUCCUCUACGACCCAAUGUCAAAGUUCUUGAUGGGCUGAGUUUAACGUUGAAUUCUGGUACCGUAACUGCUCUUGUUGGCUCUAGUGGUGCAGGAAAAAGUACUAUUGUACAGUUAUUGGCACGGUUCUAUGAGCCAACAAAAGGACGUAUUACCGUGGGUGGAGAAGAUGUGAGGAUGUUUGACAAGAGUGAAUGGGCUAAGGUUGUCUCAAUUGUGAAUCAGGAACCCGUUCUCUUUUCUCUCUCUGUGGCCGAGAAUAUUGCAUAUGGUCUCCCCAAUGAGCAUGUGUCCAAGGACGACAUCAUUAAGGCAGCCAAAGCUGCCAACGCUCAUGAUUUCAUAAUCUCACUUCCUCAGGGCUACGAUACACUGGUUGGUGAAAGAGGAGGCUUGCUUAGCGGAGGACAAAGACAGAGAGUUGCCAUAGCCCGAUCUCUGCUGAAGAAUGCCCCCAUCUUGAUUCUCGAUGAGGCCACAAGUGCGCUUGAUGCAGUGAGCGAGCGGUUGGUCCAGAGUGCGUUGAACCGUCUAAUGAAAGACAGGACAACGUUAGUCAUCGCUCACAGAUUGAGCACAGUACAGAGCGCGCAUCAGAUAGCUGUAUGCUCUGAUGGGAAGAUCAUAGAGCUCGGAACACAUUCAGAAUUGGUGGCGCAAAAGGGAUCAUAUGCUUCACUUGUUGGCACUCAGAGACUAGCCUUUGAGUAAUUUACUCGGUGUAAUCUGUAACAAAUGACUAAAAAUGGUGGAAUCUGUGUUAUUUUUAUAUACAACUUUGAUUUACAAUAGUUUAUACAAAUUUAUAUGUAACAAGAAGAAAUUUAACGAA
This is a messenger RNA of Arabidopsis lyrata subsp. lyrata, 2333 nucleotides long. RefSeq names its product ABC transporter B family member 28. The record is from RefSeq and is a predicted model, not a curated record. Gene Ontology annotation, cellular component: membrane. Bases 71 to 2212 code for a protein of 713 amino acids. Gene Ontology annotation, biological process: transmembrane transport. Lineage: Eukaryota; Viridiplantae; Streptophyta; Magnoliopsida; Brassicales; Brassicaceae. The transcript has 16 exons. Gene Ontology annotation, molecular function: ABC-type oligopeptide transporter activity; ATP hydrolysis activity; ATP binding.